Haliotis rufescens (red abalone) is the source of this 836-nucleotide messenger RNA. RefSeq lists its product as uncharacterized. The transcript is spliced from 5 exons. Gene Ontology annotation, molecular function: transmembrane transporter activity. The coding region runs from base 111 to 836 and encodes 241 amino acids. Lineage: Eukaryota; Metazoa; Mollusca; Gastropoda; Lepetellida; Haliotidae. Gene Ontology annotation, biological process: monoatomic anion transport; transmembrane transport. The record is from RefSeq and is a predicted model, not a curated record.
ACUGCAUGUCAUAGUUGGAUUAAAACACGCAGUACAAGGAUUGUAUGUACAAAAUUCAGAAUUGAAAUUAACACAUUUAUUUACACAAUUUCAGUACUUCAUCUCUGACAAUGUCUGACGAGAUGACCGAUGGUCAGAUAAUGUUUGAAGAGCCGGAAGCUGAGGUCAAGAUUGGAGAGAAGGUUAGUCCAUUCUCAACGCGGUGGAUUCUGGCCUACGUGUCCUUCUUUGGUUUUGUGUUUGUGUACGCCACCCGCGUCAACAUCAGCGUGGCCAUCAUCUGCAUGGUGCGGUCGUCGACGUCCAACGUCACAUCAGUUGACAACAGCACUGGAUUAAACAUGACGUCGAGGUCGUUUAAUGUAGUAGAUGAAGCAUGUGGCAUACUGGAACAGGCUGUCUCAACUGUACAGAGAGGAGAGUUCGACUGGGACAAGCCCACCAGGUCUCGUGUUCUCGCCAUGUACUUUUAUGGCUACAUUUUCACUCAAAUACCCGGAGGAUGGUUAGCAGGACGAUACGGGGCUCGCCGGGUGUGGGGACUUGGGAUGUUUGUGAACGGACUUGGGACCAUUCUCACCCCUGUCAGAGCACAUCUGAAUGUGUAUGUUUUGUAUGCAGUGAGAUUCAUCAUAGGAUUUGCAGCGGGAGUGUCAUAUCCUGCUUCACAUUCACUAUGGGGGAGAUGGGCACCACCGCUCGAGAGAAGCAAACUCAUGUCGGUUUCCUAUGCAGGAGCCCAUGUUGGCAGUAUCAUCUCGUUCGCGCUGUCUGGGUAUCUCUGUGCUAAUGGUUUUGACAACGGCUGGGGAUCCAUAUUCUACCUAUUUGGUUAG